This is a messenger RNA of Drosophila nasuta, 585 nucleotides long. Its product is annotated as putative cytochrome P450 9f2. The record is from RefSeq and is a predicted model, not a curated record. NCBI's taxonomy places the organism in Eukaryota, Metazoa, Arthropoda, Insecta, Diptera, Drosophilidae. Gene Ontology annotation, molecular function: iron ion binding; monooxygenase activity; oxidoreductase activity, acting on paired donors, with incorporation or reduction of molecular oxygen. The annotation marks the transcript as partial. The transcript has a single exon.
UUUGUGUUCUUCUUUGCUGGCUUGGAGAUGUCCUCCAAGCUCAUGUGCUUCACUGGCCAGGAGCUGAUGGAAAACGUUGAUGUACAAGAUAAAUUGUAUGCUGAGAUUGCCGAAGUCGACAGCCAGAUGGAGGGCGGUCAGGUGACCUACGAUGCUCUUAUGAGCAUGAAGUACUUGUAUCAGGUGGUGAACGAGGUGCUACGCAAGUGGCCGCCAUCUCUGUCCGUGGAUCGUGAGUGCAACAAGGACAUUUACUAUGAGGUCGAUGGUAAAAUUAUUAAGAUCAAAAAGGGCGACUGCGUCUUUCUGUCUAACUGUGCCCGUAGUGCAGGGCACAAGUACUUUGAGAAUCCCACAAAGUUCGCGAUUUGCUCUGCUCAAGGCCAAGAGCCUGAUCUACUACAUGCUUCGGGACUGAGCCUGCUGCUAAAAGCACCAUUCCCUUUGAUCUUAUGUCCGCCGGUUUGCAAGUCUAUCCUAAGGAGGGAUUUUGGAUUCAGUUCGUUCCACGUGACUAACUUGAGAUUGAGAGUAACGAAUUCAGUAUUAUGCAAACUUGAAUAUGAUUUAUUGAAUGAUCUAUGA